UUCCCUUCAUUCAAAACCAAAUGGCAAAGAAACAGGAGAACCACAAUUUUAAAUCAAAAUCAACACCGACUUGCCUCCAAAGGUAAACAAGUUUCUGAGAGAAAAGAUGUACUUGCCAUUGGCGAAAAAUACCAAAGUGAAAAUCGCUGCUCUUGGUUCCCUGGAUCAGUUAAGGUUUAAUUUCACCAUUCUUAAUCACAGCUGCACCGUUGACCAGGACUUCACCUAUAUAAUGACAGAUUUCAAGCUAACACAUUUGUUUAAGCUGUGGGGAAGACUGUACAUAAGAGGCAACCCUAAGACGAAUUGGGAACAAACUUACAAGAAAUGUAAACUCUGCUGCAACACCAAAGCUGUCAAUUUGAUGAAGGUAAAUGGUGUUGUGAGGAAUUGGCUGCCAGGUACAACUGUGAAAGGGAAGAAAAAUCCCAGCCUGCUCAUGUUCAUGUACCUUGAGUUUGGCAACAAAACAAAAGAAUUGGGGUUAGAUUACCCGUUCAAGUUUUAGACGAAGAACGAAUUUGGCGAAGUGUAUGGGUUAAAUUAACCGUUUAAGUUUUAGACGAAGAACUAAUUUGGCGAAGUUAAUCGUCACAGAACGAUUUUUUGUUGUUUGUAAUUGUUCGAUUUAAUUAAUAUUGAAUUUACCGAUUUAUUAUUAUUUUCACACCUGUAUUAUAUGUACGUAAUAAGAGUGUCGUGCUACAGAAACAUUGAAUAGCAAAUGCGAUUUUACGAGAGGGCGAACCUGCAGAUUUUUCCACUGGCUAACGACUACUCCUUAUAAUAAUAGCCGUCGUCUGUCUGUUUGUCUGUGUGUUACGGAAACACGAAAUGCGAUAUAUAACUGAUGUACGACCCCGUUUCGUGCGAUGUGCAACACAAAAUAGCGUGUAAUUUAAAGACGGGCGACCCCAAGGAGUUUCCACGGGUUAACGAAGUCUUUAUUGUAAUAGCCGUAUUCUCUCUAUUUGUGC
Molecule: messenger RNA, 977 nt
Organism: Hydractinia symbiolongicarpus
Lineage: Eukaryota; Metazoa; Cnidaria; Hydrozoa; Anthoathecata; Hydractiniidae
Exons: 2
Coding region: 107-508 (133 amino acids)
Source: RefSeq, a predicted model, not a curated record